UUGGUGAGAAAACAACCAACCCAUCACAUAGGAAUAAAUCCUGCCUGCCAUCCAGAGCACGAAACAGUCCUCAUGAAUCCCAGAAGGAACUCGUGAAAUCCAUCACAACGUACGGGAGUGUGGUUCUGGUUUUAUCUACUCAAGAAUUGCCAAGAUCAUUUUUUUUGGCACGGUUUGUUUAAUUUCCCUACGAUCACACAAAUUGACAGCCGGUGCGCGUGCGCGAAAGGUGAACCGCUGUCCGGGCGUGACCGCGGGCGUCGCCGUGUCCGUGAUAUCAUAAUGGCGUCACCUUAGGCAGCUAACAUCUCCUAUUUCUACGAGAUUGUUCAGCCACAGGAUUUAUGACCAGGGAAGGGGCGACAAGAUUUUUGGAGUCUGCUGCGAGGGAUUAGUUAUGCCAAGGUCGUUUUUGAUUAAGAAGAAUUCCUUGGCUAAACGCAGAGUGUCAGAAGAUCAGCACGAUGUCGAAACAGAGAGUGACGAAUGCCCUGAAAGCGAUGGAAUAAAAAGGAAGACGAUUCUGGAACCCAGGAAAGAUUCUCCCGGCGUAGCAGCAAUCCAAAGCAGCCCCCCUUCACAGAACUACUCGAUAACCCUUCUUUCCCCGCCAGUCUACACACCUACUUACAGCUACCAUCCCAACUUGGACACGCGAGGUUUGCAUACAUUAGCAGAAUUAUGCCUGAGACGUGCGGAUUAUAACCCGGCUCUAAGAAGUACAGAUUCCGCUAGCCAGGUUACGGAUACUGCAGGCUCUGGAUAUGUAAGCACUGGCGUUAAGAGAGAGCAUGAUUACUCGCCUCUGGAGUCUGGGGGCGAGGCGUACGUGGAUGAGAGAGAUGAGGAGAAGAUUAUUGAUGUUGUUGGGGAAGAAACUAAGGAAACCGCAAGCGGAAAGGCGAAGAAUGCAAGAUUAGAAAGACUUGACGAUGAGCUGGAGAAAAUGCUGCAAGGAAAUGAUGAGAUUAUCAGUAGAGAAAUUAGAGAAUUUCUAGAAAAUAAUCGCACAUCAGCGAAGGAAGCAGCGCGUGUGUCAGAUCUGACCCAGCAAGAAAUCACGAGGUUCCUGAAUGAAGGUCUUGACAUCAAGGUCGAGAAGAAGAGCAAGUUUUACCGAUGGUACUUGAAGAAGAAACUCAGUACAAUGGACCCUGAUGACGAGAGCUUUACCUGUUACAAGUGUGGCAAGAUUUUUGCAUACCAGAGUUAUCUGGACCGCCAUGUCAAGUACGUCUGUCCGGACAAGACCGGACGGACAUGGAAAUGCUCCUUUUGCAGCAAGGCGUUUCAAUAUCCGUGCUAUCUACGGCGACAUAUGAGGUCUCACACUGGUGAAAGUCCAUACAAAUGCACGCAGUGUUCACGUGCAUUCGUGCGCUCCACUGACCUACAACGACAUCUGCGAAAUCACACCGGGGAAAAACCAUACAAGUGCAAGGAAUGUUCUCGUGCUUUCGCGCGUUCAACAGAUCUAAAGCGUCACAUGCGCACACAUACGGGUGAGAAGCCCUACAAGUGUUGGCAAUGCUCAAAGGCUUUCUCCCAAUCAGGAAGCCUGCAAACUCAUUUGCAUACACAUUAUAAAGAGACUCUGCAGAUGAAAGGAGUUAUACCGGACAGCGGUAAAGCCCAUAAAUCUUGAGCAACUGAAGAAACGAGGGUGUAAGUUAUCAGCGAAUGCUUAAUAAGCGCAUGCUUAAAGGCUGGGCAGCCUUUAAGUUGAGUUUUAGCUUCUAUGUCUGGAAUUAUGUCAGGCUUGACAGCUCGAGGAAAAGGCAAUGAUACUCUUGCUGCAAGUUUGCAAAGGCGCCAAGGUCUGUAUUGCCGGCUUGAAAUGCAAUUCUACGAUAUCUUGUCUGCAAAGUUCCUAAAUUAUGAAGAGAAGUUUAUUGGUCUGGUAAGACACAAACGUUGAAAAAAAAACCACUGUAAAUUUAUUAACCAUAUUGGUUAUAGUGCAGUAAUUAUGACCUUAGUAUAAGCGAUGAUCAAAAGAUGACCACAAAAGGCCAAGAAAUGUUUAGUGUAUUAGUGUAGCCACUGUAAACCUCACUUACUGGCUCUUGUAUUGCCUAGCUUAACCAUGCAACCAAUCUUAUGUAGCCAAACCUUUUGUAAUGAUUUCAUUUGUGAAACCUCACGCAUAGCUAGAACCCGCACCCAUGGGUGGCUUUAUUAGCGUAUGAAAACACACUGGUAGUCGAUAACUAUAUUUAUAUAAUGAACUGUAUCAGUUUAGAAUUGAUCGAUAGUCAGUUUAAUUAGUUUUAACGUCGCCUAAGCUUAGAUAGUCGCACUUUUCUGGGUUGGUUGAGGUCCGACCAUAGGGCGAAUACACAGUAAACGUGGGGUCAAGGCUCUCAAUUAAAUUAAUGAGCGCAAUGAACGGCGUGCUAGUGUCACAUUAUCUGUCAAACUUUUCUAGAACGGCAUUAUAAUGCGACUCUGGCACGGCGUUCAAUCUAGACCUUAUGAUCACAGCAAAUAGGAAGUGUUGGUAGGUAGUGGAUGAUUAUAUAGAGAAAAUGGAUAGUCGGUUGAUUAGUUAUCUGAGACUGAAGCUCCCUUCUGAUGCUUCAAAAGCCCCAUCUUAUAUUUAUUCAAGCAUCAUUCUGCUGACAUUUUCCACUUGAAAUAUCGGAUCUGAGGUAAAAGAGCAUUUAAAUUAACCCUUAGGGUAUGCUUCUACAAAUUUUUGUUAUAUUAUUUUUGUAAUUGUACAUACAUAUAUUGGUAUAUCAAUUCAUAUUGCAUUAUUUUUGCUAUUUUGUACUUCGUUUAAAUCUCCCUUUGCUCAAGGAUCCAGCUUUUCCAACUUCUUUAUACAGCCGCAAAAAAAAACCUUCAUGCGCAAGAAAUACGCACAAAGACCGCUUGGUCAAGGUUAAUGCCAAAUGCGUUUUUGUCCUUUAAAAUGUGAUCAUUAAUAAAAAAUAACUAAUAAAAAAGGCUAAACGUUAUUUCACAACGUAUGCAUAUACAUACCAAGUGCCAUUCAGGCAUUGUAAUCAUAAAGUUAUAAUGAUAUCCAUGUUAGUAAACUGUCAUGUUGGUGGCAAUUCUAUGUGUAGGGUUGCGGAGGUUGCAACCAAUUUCGUUUAAUUCGUGUAACAACCAUAAACCUAUCGACUUCAUCCAGCACAACACCUUCCACACCCUUUCCUCAAUGUCAUACCCUGACUCAUGGAUUUGUUACCAUGCCCAAUUCCGAGCCGACUUAACAGAAUGCGCUUCAAGGUAAUUCCCUUGAAAAAGUUCUACUAUCCAGUUUUUUUAAAACUUGGCAGAAACAAUAUUGAAGUUAAGAGCUUUUAAAAAGUGUAAAAAAUGGGGGUAACCGACCUCGCUCUUCUGUCAAAGCGUUUUUAAGUAAACACGCGCGCCUUUCGCUUUGUUUUCUUUUUUAACUGUGGCGCGCGCGCACUUAAUACCGGAAAAACCGAACAAACAGCGCGCGCCACUAUGCGCAGAAGGGGUGCGCAGUGCAAUUCGAGGGAAUUAUCUUUACAAAGAUUUGUCAUAAAUGGCGGGAAAAGUGGCGCAUCGCUACUUAGCUCAAUCAAUAUUCAGGCAAGGUCAAUUCUAAAAGAAUUUCAAACCAAAUCACAUAAUGUUUAUACGUUGCAUUUUGACAUUAUAAUCAUAGAGAGAGGCAUGCAUGAUCCAAUGUUUUUCAAAUGUUAGAGCUGGUCUCUAUUGUAUUAAAUAAAAUAUAUUGAAGAAAGCUACAAUAUAA
Messenger RNA from Nematostella vectensis (starlet sea anemone), 3739 nucleotides. Its product is annotated as zinc finger protein 184. Gene Ontology annotation, biological process: positive regulation of DNA-templated transcription; regulation of transcription by RNA polymerase II. NCBI's taxonomy places the organism in Eukaryota, Metazoa, Cnidaria, Anthozoa, Actiniaria, Edwardsiidae. Gene Ontology annotation, molecular function: DNA-binding transcription factor activity, RNA polymerase II-specific; RNA polymerase II cis-regulatory region sequence-specific DNA binding. The coding region runs from base 398 to 1645 and encodes 415 amino acids. The record is from RefSeq and is a predicted model, not a curated record. The transcript has 7 exons. Gene Ontology annotation, cellular component: nucleus.